AGUGGACGUGUCGGUUCAUGUCUAUGAAUAUGAAAAGGAUUGUGUGCUACUAUCUUGCAAUUUCAAUGAUUCCACUAAAAGAGUGUGCAUAUUUAGACGGAGAUUGUAUGGAAUUACAGCUACUGGUGGAAGAAACCCACUGCGGUUACAAUAAUAUGACAUCACUAACCAUGUACACAAUUAAUAAUGAAUCUCUAGUAACUUCUCUCAAUGACGGCUGCGCUGUAGGUUUUGAUGCACCACUUUAUUUAAAUAACACAUUUUACCUCGAAUGUGAUACUGAAACAAGUUGCUUUGAUGGAUCAAAAGCAAUUAGUAGAGAGACUUAUUACCUCGAGUGUGAAGAAAUGGAAAUAAUUAAUAAACGAACAAUUAAUCCAAAGGAGCAUAAUGAAAGUACGACAGAGUCGUAUUUACUGAGAAAUCAAACUACAACAGAACUCUAUGAUAAAUCAACAGCUGUGAAAGGAAAUUUGUCAGAAGUUUAUAUAUUUACAAAUGAAAGUAAUACAGAUCUUGUAAAUUCAACAAAAGCUGAUGUGUUUACAUUCGAAUCUUCCACAGCAGCAGUUGAAAGCAUAUCGAAAAAUUACAUUUCGAUUUCGUCAGAAGGUUAUAGGAUUACAACGGAAUCUACCCGAUCUAUUGAUGGCAUAUUUAUAAAUGAUGUCGCAAAUUUGUCAAAGACUAAUGUGAUUACAACUGAAUCUAGCACAGCAGUUUAUGGUAUAUUGAUUCAUCAUGUAGCUAAUUCGUCAGAGGUUCAUGUGUUUACAACUAAAACUACCACAGACCUUUAUGAUAAACUCAAAGAUAAUCAUAAUUCAAUAAAAGCUGAUAUUGACAAUAAAACUACGACUGAGCAUCAUGAUGUUUUGAAGGAUAUUAAUGCGACUUCAACAAAAAUAGAUGAAUUAAAUAAUAAAACUGAUGUUCAUUCAGUAAAGGCAGCUAAGGAGAAUUCUUCUGAUUCUAGUAAUGUCUUGGCUAUCUUGGGAUAUUCUUUAGCAAGUGUCGGAGCAACACUGGCCCUAGCUUUUGGAGCAUAUAGAUUGAAAAAUGCUUUACAAUCAGGAAGCUACUUAAUCCCUGAAACACCAAGACCACCGGCUUUUACAGAACUAGCAUGAAUCAAUUGAUUUAUGGUCACUGAAACAUUCAGUCUUCUCUUCUGUAUUGGAUUUAUCCUCAUCUCCAGAAUUAGAUGUACCAAAUCUACAAUUAGAAGUAAGUA
This is a messenger RNA of Cydia fagiglandana, 1234 nucleotides long. RefSeq lists its product as uncharacterized. The coding region runs from base 18 to 1130 and encodes 370 amino acids. The transcript has 4 exons. Lineage: Eukaryota; Metazoa; Arthropoda; Insecta; Lepidoptera; Tortricidae. The record is from RefSeq and is a predicted model, not a curated record.